AUGAAGGCAGCAAGAUACUACGCCCCAGGAGACGUCCGCGUCGAACAGAUACCCGAGCCCGAAGCAAAGUCGGGCCAAGUGAAGAUUUCUUGGAAUGGGAUUUGCGGAAGCGACCUUCACGCAUACUUGACCCGAAUUUCCAAGUUUCCAACCUUGACUGAGGCAAAUGAGCUAUCUGGGGAGACACUUCCCAUUACUCUGGGCCAUGAAAUCUCUGGCACCAUCGUAGAUAUUGGAGGCGGCUUCGACAGCAAAUUCCAAGUCGGACAGAAUGUUGUAAUCGAACCGAUUAUUUCAUGCCGCAAACGCGACUGUCAUUGCUGCUCGAACAAUCUGAGCAAUGUGUGUCCUCUUACCAAUGGGACUGGAAUCGGAGGUUGGGGCGGUGGGCUUUCGGAGUUCAUCGCGGUCGAUGCGCGUCUUGUUCAUAUCCUGCCCAAGGCAAUUUCUCGGGCCAUGAUCGAACCACUCGCCGUCGCCUGGCACGCCGUCAAACGCUCUGGCUUUAAACCCGGCCAAAGUGCGCUCAUAGUCGGCGCUGGACCUAUUGGCUUGUUCCUUUUGAAAGUCCUCCGGUCGUUCGACCCUUCCACCACCAUCAUCGUCUCCGAACCUGCCAAGAUCCGACGCGAGCUUGCUUUAAAGCACAGUGCAACGCUUGCCCUCGACCCUUCCUCCUUGUCCACUCCUGUCGUCGAUGCCGUCCUGCAGGCGACGCACGACAUCGGCGUGGACGUCGCAUUUGAUGCUGCAGCUGUCCCUUCUGCCGUCGACGCUGCUCUGCUCAGUGUGCGCCCGCACGGCCUAUUCGUGCUUGUGGGUAUUUGGGAAGAGAAGCCGCGCGUGGAUUUGAAUUUGGUCGUGUUGAGAGAGAUUACAGUUACUGGUAGCGUUGUUUAUCGCGACGACCAUCCGGAGCUGUUGGAGGCGGUAGAGUCUGGGAAGAUAAAAGGACUCGAGGACCUCAUAACGCGAAAGAUUGCGCUUGAAGACGUGGUCGAGAAGGGGCUGAAGGCUUUGAUAAAUGAGAAGGACGAACAGAGUAAGCUGGCGCUCGGCAUCAUUCACGCUUUGUUCACUUCUAUUGACGUCCUGCUUUCCGGUUUGCUGUACAGUCAAAAUCCUCGUUCAUCCGUGAUUGAGGAGAAAGUGUAUGUGACUGCAGGGCGCCUUUCAAUAUUGACUUAG
This is a messenger RNA of Cyclocybe aegerita, 1188 nucleotides long. The record is from the annotation of a GenBank genome assembly. NCBI's taxonomy places the organism in Eukaryota, Fungi, Basidiomycota, Agaricomycetes, Agaricales, Hemipholiotaceae.